This is a messenger RNA of Bufo gargarizans (Asiatic toad), 2506 nucleotides long. Its product is annotated as transcription elongation factor A protein 3-like. The record is from RefSeq and is a predicted model, not a curated record. Gene Ontology annotation, cellular component: nucleus. Lineage: Eukaryota; Metazoa; Chordata; Amphibia; Anura; Bufonidae. The coding region runs from base 284 to 1669 and encodes 461 amino acids. Gene Ontology annotation, biological process: transcription elongation by RNA polymerase II; DNA-templated transcription. Gene Ontology annotation, molecular function: nucleic acid binding; zinc ion binding. The transcript has 18 exons.
GCUUGUACACACUUAGCACAGCUAUAUACCCACACAGUGACACACUACACACAACACAGAGUAUACAAACACCCCGAGGAGAAAUAUUGCUAAGUUUUAUGUACAGACUAAUGACCCUUCACUAAUCACAAAAACUUUCACAGGUAGACACAGAAUUAUGCCAGCAUAAAGUCACACCCACCUUACCUGGACAUACUACGCAACUUCUUAACAGAACAAACCCUAACAUUAGUGCACUUAUACGUACACAGUUAGUUGUGUUGCUUCUUUUAUACAAAACCAUAUGGGGACAGAAGAGGAUUUACUGAAAAUGUGCAGGAGGCUGGAGAAGCGGAUCAGCGAGCAAAGCACGGAUCGCAUUCUGGAUCUGUUAAAGGAACUGCAGAGAUUUCAAAUGACUGUCUCCCUCCUGAGGAGCACUAGGAUUGGAGUGACUGUGAAUAAGUUAAAGAAGAAAAGCAAGGAUCGAGAGAUUGGAGAACUUGCCAAAGUCAUCAUAAGGGAUUGGAAAAUACUGCUGGAAUCCUCAUACAAGAACAAUGGAGCUUCAGCUGGGGCAGUUAUGCAUUCUCCCACCAAGGCUGAACCUGAAAAAAAGCAGAAAGAAGAAAAGAAGUUACAUUUGAAAAGGCUCCCCUCUGCUACACAUAAGAAUGUACACACUGAGAAAGGAAGUGACUGCCCUGAAAGUGAUUCUCCAACUCAGAACCAACAAAAGACUUCCAAGGACUCAAAGCUGAAACGAAGCCAUUCAGCUGAUGUUCAGUCUUCAUCCCAUAUUUCUAAAAAGCUAGAAAGACGACUCUCUUUAAACACUUCACUGCCAUCAUCAUCUGGUUCUAAAACUGUCAGUAGCAACAAAGAGGAAAGGAGAAAAUCCAUAUCUUCACCAACUUCGUCAGGUCGUAAUGGAUCCAGCACACCUUCUACAAACAGCAAAGAGAGACAUUCCAUGUCUUCUCCAACUUCGUCAGGUCGCAAUGGAUCCAGCACACCUUCUACAAACAGCAAAGAGAGACAUUCCAUGUCUUCCCCAACUUCGUCAGGUCGCAAUGGAUCUAGCAAGCCUUCUACAAACAACAAAGAGGAAAGACCCAGUGCUCCAUUGUCAUGCUCCCCCACUUGUAGUAGUCCUCCUUCAUCUGCUCUUCUAUCAACCUGUUAUGUGACAGGUGAUUCUGUGAGAGACAAGUGUGUAGAGAUGAUAGCAUCUGCCCUGAAAACUGAUGACGACUAUAAAACUUUUGAUGUAAACUGUGAGAAAAUUGCAUGGGAAAUAGAAGAAUGCAUAUACAAAGAAAUGAAAGCCACAGAUAUGAAGUACAGAAACAGGAUCAGGAGUAGAAUUAGUAACCUGAAGGAUCCAAAGAAUCCCAGUCUUAGACGUAACGUACUGAGUGGAAUGGUAUCUCCACAGAACAUGGCAACAAUGACAGCUGAGGAAAUGGCAAGCGAUGAACUGAAGGAACUUAGGAACACACUGACAAAAGAAGCUAUCAGAGAACAUCAGAUGGCAAAGACAGGAGGCACUCAGACAGACUUACUGCAAUGUGAAAAAUGUAAGAAGAAGAACUGCACCUACAACCAGGUGCAGACACGCAGUGCAGAUGAGCCAAUGACAACUUUUGUGUUAUGCAAUGAAUGUGGACAUCGUUGGAAGUUCUGCUGAUCGAGGGCUCCCAGUGACAUGAAUGGUCUUCCCUGCUCUGUAAAUAUCCCAGGAUCAACACUGUUUGCUUCAAGCUUGUCCUUCUCUCACACUUUAAUCCUUAUAUUUACCCAUCAAGUCUAUUGCCUAUGUUUUAUAGCUUUUUUUUUUAUAGAGAAGAGUGACAUAACAUUUGUAGAGAUGUCAUUUUAUGGGAAUGGUGACAUGUGAUGUGGUACAGCUGCUGUCACAGAUAUCAAUUGAUUGAUUUUUUUGUAUCCCUAUGUAUAUUCCAAAUGUGUUCUUACCCUUCAAGACGUAAUGGCGAGUUCACCUGGGGAAUAGUCGGGCCGAUUUUCAGGAAAGAACGUUGGUACAAACACCCGUUCCCAAUAAUCGGCCCUUGUAAAUGUGUCACUGAUCAAUUAAUGAAUGAACCAAAUACCCAUUCAUCGGGUGAAAUGGACAGUUAUGCAGACACCUAAAUCAUCUGUAUGGCAUCUAAAUAAAUCUGUAUGAGGAUGAGAGAUGGCAGCAGCCAUCGCUCGUCCCCGUGCAGUGGAGGAGAAUGCUGCCUGUAUGUAAAUGUAACUCUCAACUCCUCUGAUGAGCAGGCAGUUAUUGGGAAGGAACGGACUCUUCCCAAUAAUUGCCUGCUCAGUCAGCACGUGUAAAUGAGCCUUUACUUUUGCAUACACUGAAAAGGAGCCUUUUAUCUUCAUCUGCGUCUAUAGGCACAGUAAUCAGUGCAACCAUUAAUUGCUUCACACCAUAGGAAAUAAAGAUUGGAUACAGAAUCUUGAAUUUCUUUUAACCCCUUAAGGACCGUGCCAUAUUUCACCUUAAGGACCAGGCCAU